UCUCACUUUCUCACUUCCGAGGUGUGUCAAAGAUCUCCAUAUCGCCAUGGAGAUGGGCUGUGUGUGGCUGAGACGCAUCCGCUUCAGGCCCAACUCUCUGCCUUCACCAACCCCUCCGUUUCCCUCAUCUUCAUCUCACAGAGAACCAUCUUCCCUCAUUUUCUCCAAACCACAACAUAAUCUCCUUCUCCUUUUCUCCUCUCCACGUCGCUCGCUCUCGACGGCCACCGCUUCUUCUUCUUCUUCUUCUUCGUCAAGUUCUCUUGCACCGGGCGACCUCGAUUUCGGCUCCGAUAGAGGAAUUAACAGAACUGAAGCUCCAACCAAGUCCUCCAAGCUGCUUCUCAAGGGCAUGACAUACUCCGAACUUGAAAAAUGGGUCCAGUCACAGGGGUUCAGGCCUGGCCAGGCUUUAAUGCUGUGGAAACGCUUGUAUGGGGACAAUAUUUGGGCUCAUCACUGUGAUGAAUUGGAAGGUUUGAAUAAGGAUUUCAAGAAGAUGCUGAGUGAAAAUGCCGAGUUCAAGGCGUUAUCUUUGAAGGAAAUUCUCUCGGCAUUAGAUGGAACUAAGAAGAUUUUGUUCGCGUUGGCAGACGGUUUGGUGAUAGAAACCGUUGUUAUACCUUGCGACAGUGGUCGAACUCGGAAUACCGUUUGUGUUUCGAGCCAAGUGGGUUGCGCCAUGAAUUGCCAGUUCUGCUACACUGGCAGGAUGGGAUUAACGAGACAUCUGACUGCAGCUGAGAUUGUGGAGCAGGCUGUAUAUGCGAGGCGCCUGCUCACCAGUGAAGUCGGUUUCAUUUCGAAUGUUGUGUUUAUGGGAAUGGGAGAACCGCUUCACAACAUUGACAAUGUCAUCAAAGCUGCAGCCAUCAUGGUGCAUGACCAAGGCUUGCAUUUCAGUCCUCGAAAGGUCACUGUGUCAACAAGUGGGCUCGUCCCUCAGCUGAAGCGUUUCCUACGAGAGUCCAACUGUGCUUUAGCUGUUAGUUUGAAUGCCACAACUGAUGAGGUCAGGAACUGGAUUAUGCCAAUCAACGGGAAAUAUAAAUUGGAAGUGCUUCUUCAGACCCUAAGGGAGGAACUUCGCUUCAAGCAGAACUAUAAAGUCCUAUUUGAAUAUGUAAUGCUUGCCGGUGUUAAUGACAGCAUCGAGGACGCAAGGAGGCUUGUAGAUCUUGUUCAGGGUAUUCCGUGCAAAGUCAAUCUGAUCUCAUUCAAUCCCCACAGUGGAUCUCAAUUCAGACCAACCGGUGAAGCAAAGAUGAUAGAGUUUCGAAAUCAUUUGGCUGAAGCAGGAUGCGUUGUAUUCUUGCGGCUUAGUAGAGGUGAUGAUCAGAUGGCUGCCUGCGGUCAGCUUGGCAAGCCUGGUGCUCUUAAGGCUCCCGUACUACGUGUGCCGGAGAAGUUCCGUACAGUCAUCGAACUUUCUGCAUGACUCAUUGGAUAAUUAGGGCAAAAUCGGUCCAUUGUCACCUAAAAUGGAAACCAAAUGUGCCAAUUGUUGGUGAAUUUCUAUCACGGAAUGCUAGCAUGGCAUGCCUAGGAGCUUUCCAA
Molecule: messenger RNA, 1557 nt
Organism: Morus notabilis
Lineage: Eukaryota; Viridiplantae; Streptophyta; Magnoliopsida; Rosales; Moraceae
Product: dual-specificity RNA methyltransferase RlmN
Exons: 8
Coding region: 47-1438 (463 amino acids)
Biological process (GO): rRNA base methylation; tRNA methylation
Molecular function (GO): RNA methyltransferase activity; iron-sulfur cluster binding
Source: RefSeq, a predicted model, not a curated record